GGUCCGUCACUUAAGCAGUUUAUGGACAUUUUUUCUCUUCCUGAAAUGACGUUGCUCUCUUCAGUCAUUGAUUACUUCAUAACUCAUGGCAUUGAGUUUGACCAGGUGCAUCUUUACAAGGAUAUAUCUGAUGCUAUUAGAGAUGUACAUGUGAAAGGAGUGAUGUACAAAUGGAUUGAAAAAGAUAUGGAACAGUAUAUUCUGCACGGGGAUGAAAUCUAUGCUGUGCUAAACCGACUGGUGAACCACAAGAAGAAACUCUUCCUCAUUACGAACAGUCCCUUUAGCUUUGUGGACAAAGGAAUGAAACACAUGGUUGGCAAGAACUGGCGGGACUUAUUCGACAUGGUCAUUGUGCAAGCUGACAAGCCCAACUUUUUCACUGAUCGGCGGAAACCUUUUCGAAAACUGGAUGAUAAAGGUUCACUACAGUGGGACAAAAUAAACCAGCUGGAGAAAGGAAAGAUCUACAAAGAGGGUAACCUCUUUGAUUUUCUGAGGCUGACAGGCUGGCGUGGGUCCAAAGUGCUCUACUUUGGUGACCAUCUGUACAGCGACCUUGCGGACCUCAUGCUGCGUCAUGGCUGGAGGACUGGAGCCAUUGUUCCUGAACUGGAGACAGAGAUUCGUAUUAUAAACACAGAGCAGUACAUGCACUCCCUGACCUGGCAGCAGGCUCUGACGGGGCUGCUGGAGAGAAUGCAGAUGUAUCAGGAUGCAGAGUCGAAGCAAGUAUUGCUGGAGUGGAUGAAGGAACGGCAGGAGAUCAGGUCGCUGACAAAGAACCUAUUCAACCCCCAGUUUGGAAGCAUCUUCCGCACCUUCCACAACCCCACGUACUUCUCUCGCCGGCUGGUGCGGUUCUCCGAUAUCUACAUGGCUUCCAUCAGCUGGCUGCUGAACUACGACGUGAAUUUCACCUUCUACCCCCGGCGCACCCCAUUGCAGCAUGAGGCUCCGCUCUGGAUGGAUCAGCUCUGCACAGGCUGCAUGAAAACACCCUUCCUGGAGGAGAUGGUACACAUCCGGUGAGGGCCAGGUACUUCGGGCAACAGCACACUGCAAGGCUGUACGUGGGGCCGGGCUGCUCGGCCAGCAGCACCUCUGUCUACCACUAAAGGACGUUUGACACUU
Messenger RNA from Leptosomus discolor (cuckoo roller), 1134 nucleotides. The record is from RefSeq and is a predicted model, not a curated record. NCBI's taxonomy places the organism in Eukaryota, Metazoa, Chordata, Aves, Leptosomiformes, Leptosomidae.